AUGGGCUCCAACUUGCCGUAUGCUGCCGAUGCUGAGAGCCCGCUGAAGCCCGCGGAGCUCCAGGUGUUGCGUGCACAGUACGAGAAGGAGGGCGAAUACGUCGGCAUCCAGACAAAAUUCAACUAUGCAUGGGGUCUGAUUAAAUCCAAUUCCCGGUCCGACCAGCAGGAGGGCGUCCGGCUUCUCUCGGAGAUCUUCCGCAGCGCUCCUGAGCGUCGGCGCGAGUGCCUCUACUACUUGGCCCUGGGGAACUACAAGCUCGGCAACUAUGGCGAGGCUCGCCGGUACAACGACCUGCUGCUCGAGCAUGAGCCGGGUAACCUGCAGGCGGCCAGCUUGCGGCAGCUGAUCGACGACAAAGUCGCGAAGGAGGGCAUGAUUGGCAUUGCCAUUGUGGGUGGAGUGGCUCUCGCCGCGGGCGUGGUAGGCGGUUUGCUCUUCAAGGGCGCCAGAAGACGAUGA
Messenger RNA from Rasamsonia emersonii CBS 393.64, 462 nucleotides. Its product is annotated as Mitochondrial membrane fission protein. The coding region runs from base 1 to 462 and encodes 153 amino acids. The record is from RefSeq and is a predicted model, not a curated record. Gene Ontology annotation, biological process: autophagy of mitochondrion; peroxisome fission; mitochondrial fission. NCBI's taxonomy places the organism in Eukaryota, Fungi, Ascomycota, Eurotiomycetes, Eurotiales, Trichocomaceae. The transcript is spliced from 4 exons. Gene Ontology annotation, cellular component: mitochondrial outer membrane; peroxisomal membrane. Gene Ontology annotation, molecular function: protein binding.